Terrapene triunguis (Three-toed box turtle) is the source of this 3813-nucleotide messenger RNA. It is a transcript of the gene CAMK2A, whose product is annotated as calcium/calmodulin dependent protein kinase II alpha. Gene Ontology annotation, cellular component: cytoplasm; neuron projection. Gene Ontology annotation, biological process: protein phosphorylation. Gene Ontology annotation, molecular function: calcium/calmodulin-dependent protein kinase activity; ATP binding; calmodulin binding. Bases 360 to 1445 code for a protein of 361 amino acids. The transcript has 16 exons. NCBI's taxonomy places the organism in Eukaryota, Metazoa, Chordata, Testudines, Emydidae. The record is from RefSeq and is a predicted model, not a curated record.
GCACUGGGAAGGCUGUCGGAGGAAAACUCUCUGGGUUACGGGGCUCCCCUGCUGUUCCUCUGCCAUCCCCUGGGGAACUCUUGCUGCUAAAGGGAAACAGGCGGGCACACGAACGAGAGAGGCCGCGGAUUGGGUCUGUGAGUACGAAGGACGUUGUGGUUGGUAACUGUCGCCCUUUUGUCUCCAUUGCAGUGAGGCUGCAUGACAGCAUCUCCGAGGAGGGCCACCACUACCUGAUAUUUGACCUUGUCACGGGUGGGGAGCUGUUCGAGGACAUUGUGGCCAGAGAAUACUACAGUGAAGCAGAUGCCAGUCACUGCAUUCAGCAGAUCCUGGAAGCUGUUCUGCAUUGCCACCAGAUGGGCGUGGUGCACCGGGACCUAAAGCCGGAGAACCUGCUGCUGGCAUCCAAACUGAAGGGAGCUGCGGUCAAGCUGGCAGACUUCGGCCUAGCCAUUGAGGUGGAAGCGGAUCAGCAGGCUUGGUUUGGUUUCGCAGGCACACCAGGGUACCUUUCUCCAGAAGUGCUCCGGAAGGAUCCCUAUGGCAAAGCUGUGGACCUCUGGGCGUGUGGAGUCAUUCUCUAUAUUCUGUUGGUUGGGUAUCCUCCCUUUUGGGAUGAGGAUCAACACCGACUCUACCAGCAGAUCAAAGCCGGAGCCUAUGAUUUCCCUUCACCCGAGUGGGAUACCGUCACUCCUGAAGCAAAAGACCUCAUCAACAAGAUGUUAACGAUCAACCCAUCCAAGCGUAUCACGGCAGCAGAGGCUCUGAAGCAUCCAUGGAUAUCGCACCGCUCCACCGUGGCGUCAUGCAUGCACAGACAAGAGACAGUGGACUGCCUGAAGAAGUUCAACGCCAGAAGAAAGCUAAAGGGAGCGAUUCUCACUACGAUGCUGGCAACCCGGAAUUUCUCCGGAGGGAAAAGCGGAGGCAACAAGAAGAAUGACGGCGUGAAGAAAAGAAAGUCCAGUUCCAGCGUUCAGUUAAUGGAGUCUUCGGAGAGCACUAACACCACCAUUGAAGAUGAAGACACCAAAGUACGAAAACAAGAAAUUAUUAAAGUAACAGAGCAACUGAUCGAAGCAAUAAGCAAUGGAGACUUUGAGUCCUACACGAAGAUGUGUGAUCCUGGAAUGACCGCCUUUGAGCCCGAGGCCUUGGGGAACCUGGUGGAAGGACUGGAGUUCCAUCGAUUCUACUUUGAAAACUUGUGGUCCAGGAACAGCAAGCCAGUGCACACCACCAUCCUGAACCCGCACAUCCACCUAAUGGGAGAUGAGUCGGCCUGCAUCGCCUAUAUCCGCAUCACACAGUACGUCGAUGCAGGUGGCAUCCCACGCACUGCCCAGUCUGAGGAGACCCGCAUCUGGCACCGCCGGGAUGGCAAAUGGCAAAUCGUUCACUUCCACAGAUCUGGAGCACCUUCCGUUCUACCGCACUGAAGCGUUGGCCACGCGGGCCAGGUUUGUCACUGCCUCACUGCGAAGGGAAUACCCACCCCCCUCCUUCACCUAUGGAACUUGGCUGCUGGGUCUACUGCUUGGCUCUUGCUGGAAUUCCUCCUGCUCACCUGGCUCCUCACCAAAAACAAACAAAGGACAACCAGGCCCGAACGAGCUUCAAAUUGACUUCUCUCUCUCUCUCUCUCUCUCCCCAUACUGUCACCUUCGGGCACAGCAAGCUCUGUCAGGGCCUGUGCGCAGGUCCCACUGCUUCGGCAUGAAACCAUCCGCGGUAAGACAAUUACAAACAAGUGGCCAACACACAGAACGUGUCUUAGGCGAAGGCCUGCACCCGCCGCCUCUCCGGAACUCACAGAUCCCCACGCAUCCUCCCUCAUGGCUCAAUGCGUUUCUCAUAGAACGGGAUAGGACUCCUAUUCCACCUCCAUCCUCACCUCUGCCUGGGAGUCUCCGGGUACAGGCAAAAGGGUGGAGCCUGAGGGGAGUUUCAAGCUACUUUGGGCUGACCAAGGUCUGGGGCCACCUCCUCUCAGCACCAGUGGGGUUUGCCUUAUUGGUGUCUAGGUACCUAGUCUGAUGCCUUUGACCUUGGCAUGUUCCCCAUACCGCUCCUCCUCAGGGCUCCUGCCCUCCCAGUUCUUCUUUGCAGCGACAGCUGAAGGACAUCUGCUUAAACUCUUUCAAUAUCCUACUCACCUGCUACUCUAGGGCGAGUAGGGUUUUAUUGUGACGGGUGAGUAAAAUAUAUCCUUUGUUUCUCUUCCUGGAAACGGCUGAGCAGGCAAUUAGCAUGCGAACUCACUGGACUGGGCAGGCCCAGUGAAUUCUCACGCUAAUUUUGACCAUGCUGGUCAAAUGCGAACAUUUUCCUUUCUUUCUCCCUUCUCCCUUUGGAGCGGGGCUUAGAGAUGCUGGGAAAAGAGAGUGAGAGAUUAAGAAAACAAUUUCAAGAGCUUUAUUGGCACAAUAAGGUAUCUAAGUGCAACUAAAGUUGAGAGAUCAGCUCUCUGUGCAGAGGGCAGUGAUAGCCAUGGUUAUAGGUUGGGUGUGGUAGCUGGCUCUUCUUCCGCAAGCAUUAUUUAUCCAUUCCUGACUCAGUGAUAGGAACUGUUUCACCAUCAUCCAAUACAUUGCAGGUGGUCUUCUUUACCCUCGGCCAAUUUAAGAGACCAGCUCCAAAUAUCUAGUGUUGAAUCUACCCCUUUGCCCCCAGAUUGCUCUUUCAAUCUGCCCUCCAAGACUCAAUUUUCUCUUCCUUUUUAAAGGCCACCCAAAACCAGGAACCAAAACCCUUCCCCAUUAAUCAGCUUCAGGAAAUUCACAGUAUUGACAACACUGGUGCUUAAGGAACUAGAGCCAGCUGUUCAUUUGAGAGAGAAAAAUAAACCGACCACAUGACACCUUCCAGCAAAGAUGGCGAAUGUAAACUUUAGUAAUAAAACUUUGAGGAAUCCGAUUAUGCUUCGAAGAAACAAAACAAGCCUUUAGCUAUCUCUUCUACUUUGAGCGCAUGCCUUUUUAUAGGAAAAAGAAACCUACCGUGUAUUUCGUAAAUGGAUUUUGAGUAUUUGCUGGAUCUUUAUGUAAUAACUAGAAAUAUUGACCGUUUUGGGGGGUGGGAAUUUUUGGGGAGUUGUUGGAUUUGGGGAGGUUGUUUUUGUUUUGUUUACAUGUGGGAGUGGCUUGGUAACAAAGCGAUGGUCAUCGUGAAGGUGGCCCCAAGAGGGCAGGGUGGGGAAAGUUCCAUAGCUGGUUUUCCUGUGAACCACGUUGAGCCCCUUAAGACACACGGGACUUGUGGUAAUGGGGUCGUUUCUAUUUGCAAUGGAAAUGUUUGAAUGUCAGAAGUGCCCAUUUGAAUGGAGACAACUGGACAGUGAGGCAUUUCUGGGCUGAAGUUGCAGGUUCUGCAAGGAGAGUUGUCAUCUCCAAGGGACAUCUGAGCCGGCUGGCAGGAAUACAGCAGGCAUGGGUCAUUUCUGAGCCUGUGCAUUUUCUUGAACGAUAAACAACCAUCCGGUGGUUCUUCCGGCGCCACCGUUAUGUCAGUCUCAUGACAUCGGGAGGGGCUGGAAAGACGUCUAUUUUUGGUAGAGGUAUGAGAGGCGUGAUCUGGUUAUUUUUUGGUAAUCCUUCCAUUUCCUGUUCUCUUUUUUCCAACUGCAACUUCUUUACUCUUUGAUGUGAAGUUACUGCAGUGCACUUGCGCUGCCCGGGGACUUUCUAACUGCACUUUCUUCAUUUGCAUGACGUUUAACUUUAUAGACGGUGCGUGUAUUUAGAAAAAAACAAACAAAAAUGCUUGUUUUGGACAAAAAAAACAACAACAGUGUAUUCUCAAUGUAAA